AUGAUGGCAGAUGCAACCACGAAAACAUUCUCAUGCGCAACGUGUGAUCGGCAAUUUCGCAAGCUCGAACAUUUACAACGACAUACUCGAACGCAUACCAAAGAAAAGCCGUAUCACUGUGAUUGCGGGCUGUCGUUUGCUAGAAAAGACCUGCUCAAACGUCACAGGCGACUUGCUCAUGCGGCAUCGGAUGAAGCUGGCCAGAGUGGUGCUGCCAUACCUCCAAGCGAAGCAUUGCCGCUUCCUCCUGAGUAUCACCACCUUGGCACGUCCUUACCCUCCCCACCAGCACAAGAAAGGGGUUUGAAGCAAUUCGAGACUUUCCUUUCCCAAAGUAGUCUCCAAGAUAUGGCUGAUCGGCAUGAAUCAAACAACGAACGUCUUGACAAUGCGCCCGAAGAUUCCAACUCUAUCACCCCGCUGACAAGGACUGGACCACUGCCAACGCAUUCUAACACUAAUCCGAGUGGCUUAUCCGCCAUCUCGUCCAAUACGACAGACAGUAUGUGGCAGGAGUACCAGGAGAGAGAGCCAAAGUUUGUACCACCGUCUACUCAAGCUUGCCAGCGAUAUCGACAAUCCUUCCACUUCCACACCAAUUCAGCCUUGAUUCAUCCCACCAUGGAACUCACAAGCAUGGAAUUCGCCUUGCGCACUGCUAUGUUUGCAUUGGGAGCGUUACAUCUUCUCGAGUACAAAAGCGCAAGAGCACUGUUCUCAGCAAGUAAAAGCGCAGCUCUACACACGUGGACAACGGAAUCACCUGAACGUCUAUCCUGGCAGCUGACAAGCGCGUUUGUGCUACUUAUUGAUUUCAUCACGAUCGAGUUACCUGCAAACACCAUGGACGAGCUUCGCCGAUUUCACUAUGCACUUCAGCUAUGUUUUGAAGUCGGUGCCAAGAAUGUCGAAUCAUCACCGUCGACAUCAUAUUCACAAUGGCUGAUCGAGGAGUUGGAGAGAAGGAGCCAAGCCUUCGGUGCCUGUGCCAUAGCGAUACACAGUUUUGUUUUUGAUUCCUCUAUCAUGGCAUGGCCUGCUAACGUUCGUUUCCGAUUUCCAUGUUUAGCGGAUAGCUGGGAGACGUUGCGACACGCAGAUCUUGACCGCAACAACACGUCCCGACCUUUGCAAGGUGAACACAUCUUGGAAUUCAUCAACCAAUUACUAGGGAUACCGUACGACGGACGUGCUACUAUGCUCAGCAGUCUAGACAUAUUUCAAGUUUUUGUAAUACUCGCAUUCCUCACCCAUUACCUCUGUGUGAGCAGAGAAGCGAGAGCGCUUUUCAGGGCUCAUGAUGACAUAUCGAAGGAAGAAGCAAGAUACAAAGAUGCUAUAGCGCUCACCGGAGCUCGCGUAAGAUUCGCUUCGAUGACAGAAACCAAUAAGUUUCAACGUCAAAGACAAAAGACGGAAAGUCUUGUGCAUCUUGAAAGUAUCAGACAUUGGUUGGUGAUAGAUUCGGCUAUGUACAAGACUGAGGAGGCGGCAGAGAUGCUACUAUACCUUCAUGAUCAGCAAUAUGUUUUCCCGAAAUCACUGAGCGACGAUGUGCUCUUGUGUGACGUGGGCGCCUCGGUCCAUCUCUUCGAGGAUCCUGCAAAUACCGGCUUCGCAUUCUUCCUUCGCUACCACGCUAAUACUUGGACACUGUGGAAUGUACUCUUGAUCUUCGAAUCUGCUCUGUUUCUAUGUGCAUGGAUCAAGAAAGCGGCAGUCGAAAGCAGUGGCAAUCAAGCCUGUCAGGUCAUCAUCGAGGAUCUCAGGGGAGCUCUAUCGAUGGCGUGGUCCUCUUUGGAUGUUUCGGAUGGCCAGCCGGAUUUUACGAACACGAAGGUACUCGCAAAGUCUGUCUUGCUAUACUGGAGCCACGUGCUGGUAAGUUUGAGUGAGAAGCCGUUUGCACGUACGCUUGGGCAGGCUCUCGGCCAAUACGCACGGUCUGUGGGCACCGAAGAAGAUACUAUGAUGGAGUAG
This is a messenger RNA of Alternaria postmessia, 1980 nucleotides long. RefSeq lists its product as uncharacterized. The record is from RefSeq and is a predicted model, not a curated record. Lineage: Eukaryota; Fungi; Ascomycota; Dothideomycetes; Pleosporales; Pleosporaceae. Gene Ontology annotation, biological process: regulation of transcription by RNA polymerase II. The coding region runs from base 1 to 1980 and encodes 659 amino acids. The transcript has 5 exons. Gene Ontology annotation, cellular component: chromatin. Gene Ontology annotation, molecular function: RNA polymerase II cis-regulatory region sequence-specific DNA binding; DNA-binding transcription factor activity, RNA polymerase II-specific.